Hyposmocoma kahamanoa is the source of this 1617-nucleotide messenger RNA. RefSeq lists its product as uncharacterized. NCBI's taxonomy places the organism in Eukaryota, Metazoa, Arthropoda, Insecta, Lepidoptera, Cosmopterigidae. Bases 130 to 1227 code for a protein of 365 amino acids. The transcript is spliced from 7 exons. The record is from RefSeq and is a predicted model, not a curated record.
GAGUCUGGAUUGCCAUCCGCUAUUGCUGCUUCAUAAGUCAUUGAUUUCUCUCACCUCGUUCUCAUAGGAUGUGUACAUCUCUUAACGAUUGAAUUAUAUAUCUUCUUUGUGCAGUUUGAAAAUUUAACCAUGUUUACCAAGCCAAAAUUAACGUUUAAAUAUAUUUCAAAAUAUAAUAAUACUCUAUCAAAAUAUAAUACUUUUUCAGAAUAUAAUACUUUAUCAAAAUAUAAAACUAUAGCCAAAAAUUUAACAUACCCUCAAGGCUCUAACACAUGCGUGUGGAAGCAGAUCUUCUCAGACAAGGAGCGCGAGAAUAUGACACAUGGUCUGUUCUACGUCGCUGUCGUGUCGACAUUAUGUGCUGUCUGGAUGUGGAGUAGAACCAAUACGGCUAUUUAUCAACGUCUUUCCAAUAAAAAGAGCUAUGACGUACUUCGACUUUUCUUUCUGGGCACGCUGCUAAAGAACCUCGUGGGCUUGGCAUCUUACAACAUGGAUGACAAUAAAUUCAAGAGACUUCCAAAAGUCAGAUUUUUCGAGUCAUGCAAGGUGUAUGGUAUCCUAUACAACUUCUUCAAUUUUUUCGAACUGGAAGCCCUGACUUUCAGCUGCGUGGAGCGAUAUGUAUACACCAAGUAUAUUGUAUAUGGUUGGCCACUGAAAAGUUUCACCUAUUCUAUUUACGGAACUUUUAGCUUUAUUAACGCGAUCUUUUACGCAUUUCUUCCAAUGGUUGGCUUCGGAAGUUACGGAUACGACUACAAUUGCCUAUUUUGCACCAUAAGCUUGAUUGAACUUGAAGAGUACCGCGGUGUCGUACAUUUCAUAAAAACCGUUAAGCCAGUGUCUGUGUUCUACGUGAUUAAAAUGAUCGUUACGCUGGCCGUUGUUCAGUACUUGUACAAUAAACUUCGUCGCCAAAUAAAUGUUAAACGCGGAUUAUUGGCAGAUGCAUUUUUUACGACGACGGUGAAGUGUAUUUUGGUGGUGAAUUUUAUUUUCUGGGCACUUCCGUACAUGCUACGAUGUGAAACAGUACUCUCCCAGUUCAUUAACCCGAGGAUCGUUGAAUCUCAUACAGAUUAUAUGAUUUCCUGGGGUUGGUUCAUGUCGCAGCUGGCACCGAUUGCAACAGCAGCCGUGUUACUUAUAGAAGAAUGGAACUCACAAAAUGAACUUAAGGAAGUCCGUACCUGUGUUGAUACAAUCCAUGUCCGUAAGUAAAUGAUAAGAUCAUCAAAUUUGCUACAGACUAUGAAGAAACCAUUCUGAAGUUUUUGAAAUCUAGAUAUAUAGCGUUAAGGAAAUAUUCGGAAUGCAUGGUAAAAUGAUUAAAACAAUAUAAUUAAAAAAACUGUAUAGGCGUACCGUUUAGUCCGUUUAGUAACUGUUGUAUCAUACUUAUUGAAAAUUUCUGUAUUUUCUACGUACAAACUGCCCUAAUAAAAAAACACUGUAAUAUUUAAACAGCAUUUUGAGAAAAAGUUGCGUAAACAAUUUUUCUACAUCUGUACUAUAAUCUGUCAAUUAUAAUUUCAUAAACCAUAUCACAAAAGCGCUCUUUUUAAUUCUAAAUCAAAAUUCUAUUGUUCAUGGUACUCGCUACGGAACUGA